Messenger RNA from Hibiscus syriacus, 855 nucleotides. RefSeq lists its product as uncharacterized. The coding region runs from base 241 to 738 and encodes 165 amino acids. The record is from RefSeq and is a predicted model, not a curated record. The transcript has 5 exons. NCBI's taxonomy places the organism in Eukaryota, Viridiplantae, Streptophyta, Magnoliopsida, Malvales, Malvaceae.
GUUUUUAUUGUUCUUUUUCUCUUUUCCCCUGAAUGGUAUAAAAAAAUUCGUAUACUCGGAUAAUCAUCUGGGAAUCUAUUUCUUGUAAAACAACUCUUAUAUUACCUGGAGAAAUUGCGGAAGGCUUUGCGACAAAGCGGAGAGCAGUGCGGAGUUUGCUACAGUUUCUAUCGCUGGUAUCUUUCCCGUAUAAACCCUUUUACUGGAUUAGAGUAAAGGGUUCAUUUUAAGGGAUUUGGAAUGGAUGAGAAUAUGAAGCUAUUGCAGCAAAGUUUGAUUGAGCUUGAAACUGAAGCUGAACACUUGCUAUUAGCCAAACAUCAGCUGGUUGAAAAUGAUAAAGAGAGGAAUGGGAACAGGGAAGCGCUUACUGCACUGAGGAAGAGGGCUCGGACGACAAAAACUAGCGUUCCAUCCCCUUUUGAGUCAGUGAUGAAGGAUAUUGGAAACCCUGAAUCAAGACCUUUGGUAAAGGAGGUUUGUGCUACUUGUGGCAACCAUGACUCAAAUGAGCGGACAUGGAUGAUGUUCCCAGGAACUGAUGUUUUUGCGAAGAUACCAUUUCAUGCUGCUCACACUAUUUUGGAGACAGAUAAAACAAAACUGGAUCUUGAAGCUCAGAAACUUCAAAGCUAUGUGAAGGAGAAAUCCUUUUUGAUAUCAGAAAAAGGUGUCCUCGCUGACAAGAUUAGUCCUGCCGUGCUUAGAUCCUUGGUGGCGUUAAAAGAUAAACCAUGAUUUGUGAGAUCUGUCUGAUACGAACAUUGCUCUUUACAGGGAGGUGGCAAUGAAAUUAGUGGGAAUCAUAUUUGAACAGAAUUAUCUGAUAGAUAGGGGAACAUGGACAAAAUUUAU